Messenger RNA from Myripristis murdjan (pinecone soldierfish), 1918 nucleotides. It is a transcript of the gene sf3a3, whose product is annotated as splicing factor 3a, subunit 3. NCBI's taxonomy places the organism in Eukaryota, Metazoa, Chordata, Actinopteri, Holocentriformes, Holocentridae. The transcript has 17 exons. Gene Ontology annotation, biological process: mRNA splicing, via spliceosome. The record is from RefSeq and is a predicted model, not a curated record. The coding region runs from base 184 to 1689 and encodes 501 amino acids. Gene Ontology annotation, cellular component: nucleus; spliceosomal complex. Gene Ontology annotation, molecular function: zinc ion binding; RNA binding.
GGAACCACAGUGCUGCGGUGUAGGUUUCCAGGCGGCGAGAAGAGCGGCGGACUUAUCGCCUCUCAACAUGCGCCAUUGAAAACAAACGUAGCCGACACUCCGGGCUGCCGCUCUUUCAUUCUAAUUCUAGCUGUUUACAAGGAUCAUCCAGUCUUUGUUAAACCCAUUUCGCAUUUAUGAACAAUGGAGACUAUUUUGGAGCAACAGCGUCGCUAUCAUGAAGAAAAGGAGCGGCUAAUGGACGCCAAAACGAAAGAAAUGUUGCAUAAGAAAUCCACGCUGCGUGAACAGAUCAACUCUGACCACCGAACAAGAGCAAUGCUGGAUAGAUACAUGGAAGUGAGCUCAAAUCUGAGAGACUCUUAUGAAGACAAAGAUGGAAUGAGGAAGGAUGAACUCAGUGCCAUCUCGGGACCAAAUGAAUUUGCAGAAUUCUACAACAGACUGAAACAGAUAAAAGAGUUUCACAGGAAGCACCCAAAUGAGAUUUGCGUGCCAAUGUCAGUGGAGUUUGAGGAGCUGAUGAAGGCGAGAGAUAACCCCAGCGAGGAGGCUCAGAACCUGGUGGAGUUCACUGAUGAGGAAGGUUAUGGCCGCUACCUAGAUCUGCACGACUGCUACCUGAAGUUCAUCAACUUGAAGGGAGCUGAGAAAAUCGAGUACAUCACCUACUUGUCUUCAUUCGACCAGCUGUUUGACAUCUCUAAGGACAGGAAGAAUGCUGAGUACAAAAAGUACUUGGAGAUGCUGCUGGAGUACCUGCAGGACUACACCGACCGGGUCAAGCCCCUGCUGGACCAGAAUGAGCUGUAUGGCAAAGUUUUGACAGAUUUUGACAAAAAGUGGGAGAACGGGACCUUCCCAGGCUGGCCCAAAGAGACGAGCAGUGCUUUAACACAUGCUGGAGCUCAUUUGGACCUAUCUGCUUUCUCCUCCUGGGAGGAAUUGGCAUCGUUAGGUCUCGACAGAUUGAAGUCUGCCCUCAUGGCAUUGGGACUAAAAUGUGGAGGGACUCUUGAGGAGAGAGCCCAGAGGCUUUUUAGCACAAAAGGCAAAUCCCUUGAAUCUCUGGAUCCUUCUCUGUUUGCCAAGAAUCCCAAAUCCAAAGGACCUAAAAAAGACACAGAGCGUAAUAAGGAAAUUGGCUUCCUGGAGGCUCAGAUCUAUGAAUACGUGGAGAUUCUUGGGGAACAGAGGCAGCUGACCCAUGAAAACGUGCAGAGGAAGCAGGCCAGGACCGGGGAGGAGCGCGAGGAGGAAGAGGAGGAGCAGCUCAGCGAGAGUGAAAGUGAAGACGAAGACAACGAGAUCAUCUACAACCCCAAGAACCUGCCACUCGGCUGGGAUGGCAAGCCCAUUCCAUACUGGCUCUAUAAACUCCAUGGGCUGAACAUCAACUACAACUGCGAGAUCUGUGGAAACUACACCUACAGGGGACCAAAAGCCUUCCAGAGGCACUUUGCGGAGUGGCGACAUGCCCACGGUAUGCGCUGUCUGGGAAUCCCCAACACUGCCCACUUCGCCAACGUCACCCAGAUUGAGGACGCCGUCUCAUUGUGGGCAAAGCUGAAGUCGCAGAAGGCAUCAGAGCGGUGGCAGCCAGACACAGAGGAGGAGUACGAGGACUCGAGCGGUAACGUCGUCAACAAGAAGACCUAUGAAGAUCUGAAGAGACAAGGCUUGCUGUAGAUUCAGGGAAAAUGAGAUCAGACGAUAAGCAAACAUGGAAAGAAACUUCUAAAGAGCAUCCUUUGAAAUUUGAUAUAUUUUUUAUGUCUCAUUUACCCAUGUUUGUCUUUAUUUUUAAGUAGUAAUACUGUGUUUAUAGACCGAGUACCACCCAUCAUUUCUCUCUCUUAUAACUUUGUAAUGUGACAACCAUUGAUCAUUAUAAUAAACAUGAGUACUUUUGUCACCA